Messenger RNA from Myotis davidii, 351 nucleotides. RefSeq names its product chromosome unknown open reading frame, human C19orf84 (gene CUNH19orf84). The transcript has 3 exons. The record is from RefSeq and is a predicted model, not a curated record. Bases 1 to 351 code for a protein of 116 amino acids. NCBI's taxonomy places the organism in Eukaryota, Metazoa, Chordata, Mammalia, Chiroptera, Vespertilionidae.
AUGGAGCAGCAGAAGGAAGACACGGGCCGGGAAGGGAACCACCUGCCACCGCCCGGGACGGGGCCCUGGCCCCCCCUGCCCUUCCCGGCCCUGCCAUCUUCUCUCCUGGGCACCCCAGAUCCAGCACACCUGGGGCUCCCCGAGAGCCUGGCCUCCGUCACUGUGCCUAUUCGCCUGGACGCCCUCUCCUACCUCCUGCACAGCGCCUUGCUGGGGGCCUAUAACCUCCAGCAGUCCCUGUCCUCCUGCACCUGCCACCCCCAGGCUCCCGACCCCCAGCCCCCCGCCGCCAAGAGGCCAUUCAGGGGAUGGAUUUUGGUGCCCCAGUGCCCACACCGCCUCCUGGCUUAG